Syzygium oleosum is the source of this 654-nucleotide messenger RNA. RefSeq lists its product as uncharacterized. The coding region runs from base 1 to 654 and encodes 217 amino acids. The record is from RefSeq and is a predicted model, not a curated record. Lineage: Eukaryota; Viridiplantae; Streptophyta; Magnoliopsida; Myrtales; Myrtaceae. The transcript has 2 exons.
AUGACUAGUCUGGAUACUAGCCUUGCACAGUUAGGACAUCAGCCUGUACCUGUAGCAACCAAACCUUCAGUGGCUGAGCCUGAUUCGGAGCCGAAAGAAUCACAGGCAGGGUAUGAUCCGAUGGAUAUGGAUCUAGGUGCAGUGCUAGAGGAGGAACCCGAAGAAGAACCUGAGGAGGACCCAGAGGACGAACCUGAGGAGGCAUCAGAGGAAGAACCAGAAGAAGCUUCAGAGGUAGAACCAGAGGAUGAGCUAGAGGAAGAGCCAGAAGAGGAGUCUGAAGAGGAGGAGCGGAUUGAGGUUCCGUUAGAGUCGACAUGUGAAAGCGUGGCACAACACACCGGCUAUGAUGAGCCAGAGGACGACGCUACAUUGAAUCAAAACCAGAGGAAUGCCUUGGAGAAAGUUCGAGCAAAAGAUCAAUAUGCCUUGUCAAUCAUCUAUCAAGCUUUAGAUGAUUCAAUGUUCGAGAAGGUGUUGAAUGCUACUACUUCUAUGAAAGCAUGGGAGAUUCUUCACAACAUACACCAAUCAGUGCAAAAAGUUCAGAAGAUUCACCUUCAAACUUUGAGAGUUGAAUUCGAGGCAAUCCGUAUGAGAGAAUCUGAAUCGAUUACUGAUUAUUUCACAAGAGUGUUGGCAAUUGUCAACUGA